ACCGUUCCCGCUGCGCCCGCGGCUGGCCCGCGGCUGGCCCGGCAGGCUCCAAGAUGGCCUCACCCCAAGUCCCCCGGAAAGCCUUGGGGGACACCAGGAAAGGUUCAGGAGAGACUAGGACGGGUUCAGAAGACACUAGGACCGGUUCAGAAGAGACUAGGACGGGUUCAGAGGAGACUGGGAGGGGUUCAGAGGAGACUAGGACGGGUUCAAAAGAGACUAGAAGGGGUUCAGAGGAGACUAGGACGGGUUCAGAAGAGACUAGGAGGGGUUCAGAGGAGACUGGGAGGGGUUCAGAGGAGACUAGGAUGGGUUCAAAAGAGACUAGAAGGGGUUCAGAGGAGACUAGGACGGGUUCAGAAGAGACUAGAAGGGGUUCAGAGGAGACUAGGAGGGGUUCAGAGGAGACUAGGAUAGGUUCAAAAGAGACUGGGAGGGGUUCAGAGGAGACUAGGAUAGGUUCAAAAGAGACUGGGAGGGGUUCAGAGGAGACUAGAAGGGGUUCAGAGGAGACUAGAAGGGGUUCAGAGGAGACUAGAAGGGGUUCAGAGGAGACUAGGAGGGGUUCAGAGGAGACUAGGAUAGGUUCAAAAGAGACUGGGAGGGGUUCAGAGGAGACUAGGAUAGGUUCAAAAGAGACUGGGAGGGGUUCAGAGGAGACUAGAAGGGGUUCAGAGGAGACUAGAAGGGGUUCAGAGGAGACUAGGACGGGUUCAGGGGAGACUAGGACGGGUUCAGGGGAGACUAGGACGGGUUCAGGGGAGACUAGGACGGGUUCAGGGGAGACUAGGACGGGUUCAGGGGAGACUAGGGAGGAUUCUAAAGAUAGCAGAAUAAUUAUUGAUGAGAUGAGGAAAGACACAGAAGAGGUCCAGAAGAGCUCUGGCAAGACCAGGAAGAGUUAUGUUAAGGUCAAGAAGAAGAGGAGGAAGAGUACUAAACAGAAGGGGCCUGAGCCCAAGAAGUUGGAUUUUGUCAAGGACAGUUGGCAGAAGGGGUCUCUUGAGAUCAAGAAGUUGGAUUUUAUCGGGGACCGUUGGCAGACGGUGUCUCUUGAGCCCAAGAUGUUGGGUUUUGUCGAGGACCCUUGGCGGAAGGGGUCUCUUGAGCCCAAGAUGUUGGAUUUUGUUGAAGACCCUUGGCAGAAGGGGUCUCUUGAGCCCAAGAUGUUGGAUAUUGUUGAGGACAGUUGGCAGAAGGACUCUUUUGAGGCCAUGAAGUUGGAUUUUGCCGAAUACAAUUGGAUUUCGAUAGAUAACAGGAGAGUUUCGGCAGACAGCAAGAGGAGUUCGGUCGAUAGCAAAAGGAGUUCGGUCGAUAGCAAAAGGAGUUCGGUCGAUAGCAAGAGGGGGUCGAUAGACAGCAGAAAGUUUUCCGUCGAUAGCAAAAGGGAUCCAGUCGAUAACAAGAGGGAUUCAGUCGAUAGCAAGAGGUUUUCCGUCGAUAGCAAGAGGUUUUCCGUCGAUAGCAGAAGGGUUUCCAUCAGCAGCAAAAGGAGUUCGAUCGAUAGCAAAAGGAGUUCAGUUGAUAGUAGGAAAAGCUCUGGCGGGACUUUGCUGGAUUUCAGUGAAGACAGGAGGAGUUCUGGCGAGGAUAGAGACAUUUCCAGUCUCGCCAGGGUGCGACACAGUAGGGUGCCAUGGGCCACCCUGAUGAGAGCACUGGGUCGUUUCAAGCUGUAUCUCCCACAUAUCCGUCGGUAUUAUAAUCUGUCCUCCCGUGACCCCCUGGCCUUAGACAAGGAUUUUCUUCUGCCACGUGAGAAGCACCUCAAGGCAACAGUGCAGAAGUCCUGGGGCAACCAGCAGCCUCUCUCUAAGAUCCCGUAUAAAACUCUGACUGGGCAUGACCAAACCGUGAGUUCCUGCCACUUUUGUAUGGACGACACAAGGUUGCUCAGUAGUUCUUAUGACUGCACUGUGAAACUGUGGGACGCUGAAGACGGAACUGUGAUUUGUGACUUUGAACCACGACCCAAAGCUCCUGUUUUAGAAUGCAGUAUCACAGCUGACAACAGAAGGAUCGUGGCAUCAUCUUAUGAUAAAACGGUGAGGGCUUGGGACGUUGAGACAGGUCAGCUUCUGUGGAAAGUCAGGCACGACACCUUCGUAGUGUGCUGCAAAUUCUCUCCCAACGGGAAGUACGUGCUGUCAGCCUUGGAUGUGAAUCGCGGGAUCUACCUAAUGGAUCCAGAAAACAUCACCUCCGUGAUCCAUAUGAAAGCUCAACACCAAAGGUCCAUCACUUCAUGCUGCUUUGACCCCGACAGCCAGAAGGUGGCUUCUGUCUCCAUGGACAAGAGUAUCAAGAUCUGGGACGUCACAUCCCGAGCCACGCUGUUUACCAUACAGGAGGCACAUACCAACGCCAUCUCAGACUGCUGCUUCACCUUUAGUGGACACUUCUUGUGUACCAGCUCCUGGGACAGAACCAUAAAAAUCUGGAAUGUCCACACGGGGGAGUUUCGAAACCAAGGAGCCUGUGUGACUCUGAUGAAGGGCCACGAGGGCUGUGUGAGCUCCUGCUGCAUUGCCAGAGACAGCUCUUUUCUCAUUUCUGGUGGAUUUGACAAGACCGUGGCUAUUUGGGAUGUAGGAGGUGGCUACCGGAAGUUGUCAUUGAAGGGCCACGAGGACUGGGUGACGGAUGUUGCUAUUAGCAACGACAAGAAGUGGAUCCUCUCGGCUUCAAAGGACAACUCCAUGAGACUAUGGAAUAUUGAAGAAAUCGACAAAAUUCCUUUGGUUUCUGAGAACAAAAGGGCCAUGGGCUUAAAGGUCAGGCAGUGCAGGAAUUGUGACCAGCUUUUCUCCGUCUUAGAGAGUGACGUUUAUUCUCAACUCUCCAACACGUGUCUGUUCUGCCGGAGAGAAAAGAAGAGCUUAUCAUCUAGUUCUUCGUCGUUGUCGUUAUCAUCACUGGAGAGGCUCUGCAUAUGACGCCUGCUGAGCCCUUCGAGUGCUUGAGGACAGACCACCUGCUACACAGCCCAGCCCGCAGUGUUCUUCAGGGCUCUGUUCUGAGCUCCCCUCCCAGAAUGCACCUGCCAGACUGAGGCAAGGGCCAGGCCCCCAAAUAGACUGUCAGCAUGGUCUGCCUCUCUGCCUACCGCAGAACCCUUUCAGAGGGGAGCACUGUUAGUUUUAAUAUAGAAUAAAUCUUGAUUCCUCUGGAAAA
This is a messenger RNA of Rattus norvegicus (Norway rat), 3177 nucleotides long. NCBI's taxonomy places the organism in Eukaryota, Metazoa, Chordata, Mammalia, Rodentia, Muridae. The record is from RefSeq and is a predicted model, not a curated record.